Caenorhabditis bovis is the source of this 1986-nucleotide messenger RNA. NCBI's taxonomy places the organism in Eukaryota, Metazoa, Nematoda, Chromadorea, Rhabditida, Rhabditidae. The record is from the annotation of a GenBank genome assembly.
AUGCCGGACGAUGAUCGAAGAGAAACUUUUAAAAGGAAUGACGAACCGAGUAGUUCAAAUCACGAAAGAAGCAGCUCCUGCGAAAUUCCUACAAGCUCGGUCUCUCUGACAAAGCGUACUGGCAAAAUGUCUGGAUAUAUGUUGUGGCUCAAGCGAGAAGGAUACGCAAAAUUUCGAAGUCGUUUCGGCUGCCAAUACAAUGUCAAAAAUGUCGAUCACGUAGAAAUAAUGAAUGGCCUAUAUUCAAUGGUUGACGCUGAAGAGAAAAAUCAUUAUAAGGAGAUGGCGAAUCAGGCAAAUUCAAAUAAAGAAACUGUAAAGAGAAACAGAGAAACUCAGGAACGACGUCGACGUCGACAAAUGUUCGAAAAUUGUCACGCGGUUUUGCGCGAGAAGGAAAUAAGGGAUGAGCGUUUGGCGAAACUUAAAAUACGCGAAGCCCAAUCGAUCGAUGUCGCUGGAAUUCCAUUGCAACAAACGACGCAUAAGAAAUUGCCAAUUUUCGUUGAAGACAUUUUAAUGAUGCGCGCGAAUCAUCGAAAAGAGCUCGGCAAUAUUUCAGCCGAGCGUUUUCAAACUGAACUGGAAGAUUGGUUGGUACCAAUUAGCAACAAAAUUCAACUAAUUUCCGUGUUUCCAAUAAGCUUCAUCUGCAAUAUCAAGAAUGAGUCGGUUCACACAUAUCCGGUCGAAAUAUCAAUUGCGACGCUCGAUUUCCAGUCAGGUCUUACCGACACCAAAACAAUCCAAGUUCUGUUCGACCACAAAGCCUACUACGGCGAAAACGCGGGACCAUCGAAUCCAAAUUUCCUCGCAGAUCAAGCUACUAUUGAAGCAUACAGCAGCUGCCUUGGCAUCCCACAAAGUGGUCCCGAAGAUGGUUUGACGCCUACAGAUGCCAAUGCAUGGGUGUUUCGUCAUAUUGAUAUGGACGCUAUUCUUUUAUGCGAUACGAAGCAAUACGUUUGGGUGACUCGAGGUCUUGAAACUCUCGCAAUCAUGUCCGGAAGAAAGGCAGUUUUGGACUAUAAAAAAUAUAUUGGAUAUUUGAAAACCGUUCAAGAUUUCGCCGCCAUUGUUUUGUCGAAAUCGCCAACGAACAUUCCCAACUCGAAGAAAUGGGGUCUCGACGAGAUUGAGAACGAAUUUCUCAACAAUUAUUUGCGCGUUGGAAACCAUCGACUUUGCGAUUUUCACGCAACACUUUCUGAAGAUUCUAUUGUAUCCAAAUAUCAAUGUUGUGCCGCUCAUAACACACGCCUAGCACAUGUUCUAUUCGACAUUUUUUCAAAAAACCAGCUUCAACAUUUCAAACCUAUCGGAGACACGUUCGAAUUGUGCCAACUGGAGCGCGGAGAAAUCGCGCCACUGCCAAUGGAGCCAAAUAUUUCGAAGCAAACCAAAAAUAUUCUACUACGCGAACAAGAGGAAAUUGAUCGUUUGCAAGCUGAAGUGGAAGAAUUCGUAUUGCCUAAACCUGUAAUUUCAUUGUGCACCGAGAUGACGUCGAAAUGCACAACUUCAGACGAAUCCGAUUCUGAUGAUGAUUCUAAUGGAAAGGGCUUGCUAUAUUCGUCUGAGGCGGCGGCAAGCGCAUUUUAUGGCUCACCGCAAGUCCCAUUUAUAAGGCAAUCGCACCGUCCUCGAGUUCUUUGCUCUCAACAAACUGAUCAAGCCUAUAUUUCGAAAUUAAACGCGAUUCAACCACCUACUCCAACCGAACGUGAUCAACCCGGACCAUCGACUCCCCGACGACUCCCCCCACCCGAAUCGCAUGUACUAUCAAAACGAAACGAAGAGAAUAUUCUAAAAGAAUUCGUCCUUCCUGUGAAUGAGAAUCGCCGUGUUCCCAUAAUUAAAGAGGUAUUGGAUGCCGAAGCUACUAAGAAAUACUUGCAACGCCAUCGACGACGAAUUUUUGACGAUGCAUUCAUGAACGGCACUCAUGCGGCGUUCAUCGAGAAAAAAAUCGUUGACAGCGAUUAA